Molecule: messenger RNA, 2825 nt
Organism: Raphanus sativus (radish)
Lineage: Eukaryota; Viridiplantae; Streptophyta; Magnoliopsida; Brassicales; Brassicaceae
Product: two-component response regulator ARR10
Exons: 6
Coding region: 183-2768 (861 amino acids)
Biological process (GO): phosphorelay signal transduction system; cytokinin-activated signaling pathway
Molecular function (GO): DNA-binding transcription factor activity; DNA binding; RNA-DNA hybrid ribonuclease activity
Source: RefSeq, a predicted model, not a curated record
CAUUACAUAUAUAGCUUAGAUUCUUCUCUGCACUCUUCCUUUCUCGUCAGAGGAAAAAGAAACUACUCUUUUUUACAUAAAACUUUUGGUUUCUUCUGCCCAAUAAUUCUAACGUUGUCCUUCUUCUACUUCGAUUCCUACUUCUUUUUGUUUUCUUUUUCUGUUGAAAAACAAUCUGUGAGAUGACAAUGGAACAAGAUAUUGAAGCUAUGGACCAGUUUCCACUAGGGAUGAGAGUUCUUGCCGUUGACGAUGACCAAACUUGUCUCCGUAUUCUCGAGACUUUACUUCACCGCUGCCAAUACCACGUUACAACAACGGAUAAGGCACAGACCGCACUGGAGUUGUUGAGGGAGAACAAGAACAAGUUUGAUCUCGUGAUUAGCGAUGUUGACAUGCCAGACAUGGAUGGUUUCAAGCUGGUUGAGCUUGUUGGUCUUGAAAUGGACUUACCUGUCAUAAUGUUAUCUGCGCAUAGCGAUCCAAAGAAUGUGAUGAAAGGAGUCAAGCACGGUGCCUGCGACUAUCUCGUUAAACCGGUUCGAAUCGAGGAGCUCAAGAACAUAUGGCAACACGUGGUGAGGAAAAGCAAGUUCAAGAAGAUGAUAAAGAGCAUUGUGACUACUAAUUGUGUAUCUGAGGGAAACUCUGAUCAAAACGGGGUGAGGGCAAACAGAAAACGUAAAGAUCAGCUUGAAGAGGAAGAUGAAGAACAAGAAGAACAAGAAAGAGGGAAUGAAAAGAAGCCUCGUGUUAUUUGGACGCGAGAGCUGCACAAUAAGUUCCUAGCAGCCGUUGAUCAUGUGGGCGUUAAGAACGCUGUACCAAAGAAGAUUCUUGAGCUGAUGAAUGUUGACAACCUCACAAGAGAGAAUGUUGGAAGCCACCUUCAGAAAUUCCGGUUAGCCUUGAAGAAAAUAAACAAUGAAGCCAAUCAACAAGCUAACCUGGACUCACAAUUUACACAAAUGAGUUCACUCAAAGGACUUGGCAGCUUCCACCACUACCGUCCCAUACCUCUUGGAUCCAGUCAGUUCCAUGGUGGAGCCGCAACCAUGAGGCAUUACCCAUCAAAUAGGACCUUGGCAGGAAUGUUCUCAUCAUCGCUUCCUCGUAACCACAAUGAUGGAGGUUACAUGCUUCAGGGAAUGCCACUUCCUCCACUAGAAACUCUUCAUAUAGCCAAUAACAACAACAACAACAAGGCUUUUCCGAGCUUUACUUCACAACAAAGCUCUCCGCUAGUUUCUCCCAAUAAUCACUUUGUUCCUGAGGGUCACCAGGGGUUUUCUCCUCACUUGGAGAUCAACAAACGUCUUGAAGACUGGUCAAACGCUGUGUUGUCAAACAACAUUCCACAGAGUAAUCUUCAUUCAAAACCAGAUGCCUUGGAAUGGAACUUGUUCGGCAACUCAACCAGCCCAAACCUGGAUACAACAAAUCAGACGUCAUUCUGCAGAGACACAGAUUUUGGAUCCCCAAAUGCUGCCCAAGCAGACUCUUUUGAUCCAUUACAGAUGAAGCAGCAGCAUGAAAACAUCUUAAGUCCUAUGACAGUUGCUCAACUGUUGAGAAGUAGCAGUGGUAAUGAAGGGUUAUUCAUGGGACAACAGAAGCUAGAGAACGGCUUCAUGGCUUCAGAUACCGGUUCCUUGGAUGAUAUAGUCAAUUCCAUGAUGACUCAGUAUGAAAGCUCUAUUAGACUUCUCCAACCGAGCUCCUUCAAUAUGGAAGAUACACUGGUCUGGUUGUCGGAGAAGUCGGGUUGUUAUUCCACAAAGUCUGGCUAUGCGCUGACUAAACUCGCCGGAGAAAACAGAGCUCAUCAUCAGAAUACGGCUCAGUUCAGCUGGAAGGCUAGUAUAUGGAAUAUCGAUACCUCCCCCAAAUUGAAACUCUUCUUGUGGAAAUUGGCGAAUCGUGCCUUACCUGUUGGGGAAGCUUUGGCCAGAAGAGGGAUUGCAGCUACAACAACUUGUAAACGUUGCGGUGCCAUUGAGAGUGAGAUCCAUACCUUUUUCCAAUGCCCUUUUGCUGAAAAAGUUUGGGAUCUUAUCCCGGCGCUGCACAAACCGAUUAGCUCAACCUCCAAUAUUCUGAACCUCAUCGACAUCAGCAAGAAGAUGAUCACUCUACCACCUGCAGGUAUCACUAAACCUCUGUUCCCCUGGCUGUUAUGGAACCUAUGGACAUGCAGGAAUCAACUCCUGUUUGAAGACAAAAAGUUCUCUGAGGUUGAGGUCCUAAACAAGUCAAUCAGAGACGCAAGGGAGUGGAGUAAUGCCCAAGCCAUACCUGUAUCAAAUCCUCCAGCUCCCCCGCCUCCUAGCGCUCUCAAUUACUCUUCCACUGCUACUGCUUGUUUUACAGAUGGAGCGUGGGAUAAUGUCACUAAAACUGGCGGGAUGGGAUGGUGUUUCCAUGAUCACUUGGGUUCAGUAACUCUACAAGGUGCUGAUGCAAAGAGAUAUGUCGGCUCUGCUUUGAUGGCAGAGACUCUAGCUCUUAAAAUGGCACUGACAACCGCAGUUCGCAAUGAUAUCCUCGACCUGAGGUGUUUUUCAGACUCUCGCAGUCUUGUUUCUCUGCUCACGACAAAUACAUCCGUUGUUGAGCUCCAAGGGAUCCUCCACGACAUCCGCGUGUUGAGUAGUUCCCUUAACUCUAUCUCUUUUCAUUACAUUUCUCGUUUAGAGAAUGGAUUUGCGGACGGGCUAGCUAAGUCUGCUCUCGCCCUUUGUAUGAACUCACCUCCCUCGAUGGAGUAACUAUCUAGUUUCUAAUGAAUGAAUGAAGUAUGGUUUGAACAAAAAAAAAAAAAAAAA